AUGGAAGGAGAUCAAGAGAACUCUCUUACACCCUUUUGGCCACAGUCCUCAGACUCUAUCCGGCGAGCCGACCAUCGCCGGCGACGGCUGAGCCGCUCCUCCUCCCUCCUCUUCAACUCCGGCGCUGUUCUCAUAGCUUUGAUCGUCACAGCUCUCGCAUUCAUUUUCGUUAUAAUCCCGUCAUUUCUUUCCUUCACUUCUCAAAUAUUCAGACCCCAUUCGGUCAAGAAGAGCUGGGACUCUCUUAAUCUCGUUCUGGUUCUCUUCGCCAUUGUUUGCGGGUUUCUCAGCAGAAACAGCACCGAGAACACGAGUUCUAAUCAUGACGAUCAAAGGGUCUCAAAUGAGGGUGGUCAAAAGUCAAACCCAUCAACUCCGCAUCAAUGGUAUGAGUAUUCAGAUCGGACGCAAUCGGAUUCGUUUAAUUCUAGAAUUUACAGAAGGAUGAGAAGCAGCAGUUCGUACCCGGAUCUACGGCAGGAAUCUUCGUGGGUGAGCAGGGACGAACAAUGGCGGUUCUACGAUGAUACGCACGUGGCGAAUUACCGCCCGUCUGAUUCCGAUCAACAUCAUCAUCAACUCCAGUACCGUCGCCGGCCAUGGAAUGAACCUGAAGAGGAAAUUCAAUUGCAAACAAAGAACAUAGAAGUUGACACUUUUGAAGUCCGUGCGAAAGAAGAUUCUCAACCUUCUGCUCCGCUGCCACCGCCGUCACCUCCACUACCUCCGCCUCCGUCGCCGCCAAAGGAGGAGGAGGAGAUUAGGCGUAAACCGAAGCGGAAGGAAGAGAGUAGAGAUCAAAGCCCUGAAAGCAACGAUUUUUAUAAGGUCAACUAUUACAAGCCACCACCUGCACGGCCUCCUCCUCCUCCGCCGCCGCCGCCGCCGCCCCCGGUGCCGGUGUAUGAAGAAACAGAGAAAAAGA
Molecule: messenger RNA, 925 nt
Organism: Morus notabilis
Lineage: Eukaryota; Viridiplantae; Streptophyta; Magnoliopsida; Rosales; Moraceae
Product: H/ACA ribonucleoprotein complex non-core subunit NAF1-like
Exons: 1
Source: RefSeq, a predicted model, not a curated record